This is a messenger RNA of Lacerta agilis (Sand lizard), 3675 nucleotides long. RefSeq names its product protein KRBA1-like. The record is from RefSeq and is a predicted model, not a curated record. The transcript has 14 exons. Bases 1 to 3381 code for a protein of 1126 amino acids. Lineage: Eukaryota; Metazoa; Chordata; Lepidosauria; Squamata; Lacertidae.
AUGUCUCAGUCUAUGGUGCGAUCACAUUUGGAAGCCUGGGUGCCGUUCUGGGCGCCUCCUCUCAAAAGGGAUAUGGAAGAGUUGGGAAGACUCGGCACCCCCUUGCAAGACCUGGAGAGGUGUCUGAAGGAGGUCCCCACUGGCACCCACAGCCAGCCCUGUUCGCCGACCGUCAGCUCCUCCACCCUCAGCUCCCCAGACAGGCUCCCCCGGAGGACCCCCGCGAACGGGAAGUGGGCGAGGAAGGAGGAAGGGCUCAGUCGGAACGGCACCCCUCUGCAGGGGCUCGAAAGGUGUCUGAAGGAGCUCCCCCUGAGCUCGCCCAGCCAGCCCUCUUCGCCAGCCGUCAGCGGCUCCCCAGACAGGCUCCACAGGUGGACCCCAGAGGCAGGGAGGUGGAUGAGGAGGGAGGAAGGACCCAGCCGGAACAGUACCCCUUUGCAAGGCCUGGAGCGGUGCCUGAGGGAGCUGCCCCAGAACCCCCCCAGCCAGCCGUGGUCCCCAGCCGUCAGCUCCUCCAUCAGCAGCUCCCCGGACAGGCUGCACCGGUGGACCCCGGAACCAGGGAGGUGGACCCGGAAGGAGGAAGGUCUCAGCCGAAACGGCACCCCCUUGCAAAUGGUGCUGGAGGGCAACUCGAAGGAGCUCCCUGGCACCCCGAGCGGCCACUUCUUCCGCUCUGUGGCCACCAGCUCAACCGACGGACAAGGGAAAUUGGGUGCGGGAGAAAGUCCCGCGAAGGAGGCAGGAGCUCUUCCCUCAGGGAUCCCACCCCUUCAAGGCCUGGAGAAGUGCUUGAAAGAGAUCCCUCUUGGUGGGGUUUCUUGCCCAAACGCCGUUCCUACGGGAAGCGACUUCUCUGCCCAGAAGCUGAGGAGGACGGAGGCGUCUUUGCAGAGGCGGUGGGACAGAGGUGUUGCCACAAACAGCAUCCCGCCACGUCCCACGAGCACCUCUGGCUCCGUGGCAGCGGAGGCCGUGGUGGAAGCUUCCCCCCUCGACCGACUGAUGAGCUGCCUGAAGGAGAUCCCCAUUCAGAGGCCGAGUUACCUGAACACGCCCAGCGUCUCCUCGUCCGCCUCCAGCUGCAGCGAGAGCGAGCGCCAGAGUCCCGGGAGCAGCCUCUGGUGGGACUGCGCUCAAGAUACAGGAUUGGACACUUUGCGGCAGAAGGGGAUGGAGUCCAGGCUGCAGAGCGCGUUGCUCGCUCCAGAGGAGGAAAGGGGGCUUCCUUCCACCCGAGAACCAGAGCUUGUCACCAUGGGCAGCCGAGCGCCAUCGGCCUCCCCACUCGGUGGCCUGGAGAGAUGCUUAGACAACAUCGCCAUGAGCCAGCCGCUUCCCUCCAACAUCCCACCUGGCGAUGCCAAGAGUCCGGGCGACGUGGCACCCAGGGGAUCCCUGCAAGGGAUGGUUGCAUCACAUCCCACAAAUCCUCCAGCAGACGACAUCCUCUUCCACGAACCACAGAUUGGUCCGAAAGAUCCAGCAGCAGCCGCUCCACCCAGGCCUCCCAGCACGCCAGCCCAGGACUCCUUCAGUAGGACGCCCGAGAGAAACGUGGAUCAGGGCCUCCGUGAAGGUCGGGUUCAGCAUCCCCAGGCGGAAGCUGCGAGGAAACGGGCACCAAGCGGCUCCUGCCUCCGAGGCCUGGCAAAUCUCCUGGCUGAAAGGCCUGCCAACCCUCUUUGUCGCUUCCAGCCGCGGCCCAGCAAGGCCCAGGGCAGCUCGGAGGAAAGGGAAGUGCAGGCGGGCGUCUCUUCGGCCGAGGAAGAAGGGGCGAGUGAGAGCAGCCCUCUCCAGGGCCUGCUCAGGUGCCUGAAGGAGAUCUCUGCCCGGGGCCCCAGUCCAUGUAGCCCAUCGUCCAGCAGUUCCCCGGCCAGAAGCACAUGGGGAGAACUGAGGUGCAAACGUGCCAAGGAAGAGGAGGCGGAGGCCAGGAGGGCAGCCCAGGAAGAGCUUCAAACAGGUCAGAGGAGCCGCCUGAAGGAACGGUCGGUGGGCAGUGGCCCGGCCACCCCGCCCUUGAGUAGUCCACAGAGAGAGGCUGGGAACAGGAGCCCGACCCCCGAGGCUGCCGGGGGGCACCAAGGUGAGUCCACACGGCCUCUGGCAAAGCAGGAGGGGUGCAGCAGCUGCAGAGUCUUAAAAUCCUCUGAGGAGCCUGCAGGAUCAGGCCAGUGGCCCAGCGUCCCAUUCUCACAGGGGCCAACCGGAUGUGCUCAGGACCUGAGCACAAGAACACACUCUCCCCUUCUGUGUAGAGCCGCCCCCUGGGGCAGCUGCCCCAAGCGAAACGGGCAUUUCUGCCUCUCGAGCGGGAGAUCCGCUGCGCUCAAGUUCGGUGCUCCGAGGCCGAACAAUUCCAGCUCCCCCAAGAGUGGGGUGAAAAGGUCGCUGGGGGCAGCACAGGGAGGUGAGGACCAAACUGCAGGCACCUCGUCCUACAGCUGCAAACUGCAAGGUGAUGCCGAGUCAGGAAAUCUGCGCAAGGAAAGGGGUCUCGGUGUAGACCCGAAUCCGGCCCUCUGCACCUGGGGGAACGGCAAACCUCAGGAAUGCCGCCCUGAGGUUGAAGACGGCAUGGGUCCGGCGCUGUCGAAGAAGCUGGACCGCCUUUCUGCGGACAUGAGCGCCGUCUGCAGGGACGUCUCCCGCCUGCAGAGCCACGUGGACCGCUUGGAGCAGGACGCCCGGGGCUGGGUCCUCGAGCUGGCGGCGCUGCGCAUGGAGAACCACAGCCUGAGCGAGUGCGUGCGGCGCAUGGAGGGUCGCUUCCGCGCUCUGGAGAACCGCUCCCGCCGCAACAACCUGCGCGUCCUCGGCCUGCCGGAGGGGAGCGAAGGCAGCGACGCGGUCGCCUUCUUGCAGAAGACUUUGCCCACCCUGCUGGGCCUGCCCCCGGAAGCCCCGCCCCUGGAGAUCGAGAGCGCCCGCCGGGUGCAAGGGGGCGCGUCCUGGGACCCCAGCGGCAGGCCCCGACCCCUGGUGCUCCAGCUCCUGCGCUCGGGAGACAGGGCGGCCAUUUUGCAGGCGGCCCGCGGGCGGCCCCUCAGCUACGCCGGCGCGCAGGUCACCAUCUUGCCGGACUUUUGCUCCUCGCUCUCGCAGCGCAGGAGGGUCCCCUUUGGGACGUUCCGAAGGACCCGGUGGGCGGCGGACCUCUGCUUCGGCUCCCGGCACCCUUCCUGCUGCUACGCCUGGGCGCCGGGCCUACGGGAGCCUCUGGCUGGCUCGGGGGCCCUGAGGGGCGAGAGAGAAAGCCGGCAUCCCAGAGGGCCGGGGAUGGGGAACUGGGGCACGGAAACGCCACCCGGCCCGGUGCAUCGUGGGGGGUGCCACUCCGCAGGGAGCUGCGAGCGGCACGACGACAACCCCUGAUGCAGGACAGAGGGUUCUUGGCAGAGGGUGGUGAUGCUUGGCUUGCUCCUCCUGCCCUUUGCUCUGGGUAGGGCCUGUCCUCAGGCGGCAAACUAUUGGUGGCCAUGUAUCUUGCCCUUCACCCCUCCAGCUGGUCAGGCUCGGCUGCCAGCCCACUUGGCUGCUGUGGGCGCCAUUUUGCCUCCGGAGUCCUUCCCCACAUUCCUGCUUCUUUCUCCGGAGCUGCUUGGCAAAAUCUUUUGGACGCCAUUCAAGCUUAGGUCUGCCGUCUUGAGGGUGCCCCGUUGUGGUCUC